CCUGUCCCCUCUAUAGACUUCUCCAAGAUCCACAGAGUGCGCUGGAAGAAGCUACUGGAGACUACCAACCCUAUAAGCGGCAUGCCAGAACGAGUCACUAUAGACGGGCUUCGUUAUAUGGACCCAGUAACGGAGAUCCCUGUACAAGGCAGUAACGAGAUCUGGCAUAUCAUCAACCUCUCGGCCGACGCGCACCCUAUUCACUUGCACUUGGUGCAAUUCCGGGUCGUUUCGCGUCGCGCUUUCGACGCCACGGCGUACCAGGCGAACAAGUGCUCCUUCACGAGCAAGAACCGUCCGUCGUGCUUCGUGGGACCGGAGAUGAAGGCGCAGAAACACGAGAUUGGGUGGAAAGACACAGUGCCUGCGCUUCCGGGUCAAGUGCUCACGUUCUGGGUCGGCUGGUAUGGCCAG
Closterium sp. Naga37s-1 is the source of this 414-nucleotide messenger RNA. NCBI's taxonomy places the organism in Eukaryota, Viridiplantae, Streptophyta, Zygnematophyceae, Desmidiales, Closteriaceae. The record is from the annotation of a GenBank genome assembly.